CACCUCCAAACCAACAACUUUUUUUUUCUGUCUCAGUGUGCGGGCGCGUUCUUGCAAAUCUAGUGUUUUCCUUCUUUGGUUUCUUUUUUUUUAGCUACAAUUGAAAGGGGUUCCUCAGCAGCGCCGCUGCCAAUAGAAUUGAAUACACUCUUUGACCCGCGAUUUCACUUCAAGGAUGAGCUUUGCCAUCGAGGUGCCGGGUGAAGCCAGCCCACUCAACCUCCAAGAGCUCUGUUCGAAGCUGCUCCAGGCCGGAUCGGCCGAUCACAACCAGAGGCAGUCUGCCAGCCAGCAGCUCACUGCCUGGGAGGCAUACCCAGAUUAUUAUGCAGGCCUCCAGACCGUAUUCCUGGACAAGUCUGUUCAGCGUGAAGUUCGCUACCUCGCAAUAAUACUCCUCAAAAACGGCAUCGACAAAGGCUGGCGCAGCAUAUCAGCAAAAUCGUCCAUACCACCCGUCCAGAAGAACAUAAUCAGGUCGAGACUACUGCAAGGGUCAAUAAAUGAAGAUGACAAGAACCUGGCUCUACACAACGCCCUUGCCACCGCCAAGGUUGUCAGGAUAGAUUACCCAGCCGAGUGGCCUACAGCCAUAUCGGACAUGGUUGGCUUCGUCAGCAACUUUAGGACCGGGAACCAACAACACCUCAAUGGGUCUCUUUUGGUGCUGCUUCGGGCUGUCAAGGAGCUGGCCAAGGCCCGGCUACGCAAAUCACAGACGGCACUGCAACAGGUCACGCCGGAGCUGGUAAUGCUUCUCGGUGAAGUCUACUCGGAACAGGUGAACUUCUGGGCCGGAUUCCUCUCGAAUGGUCAAGGAGGUGAGGACGAUGCAGACUAUGCCAUGGAAAACAGCCUGAUAUGUCUCAGGAUAUUACGGGUUCUCGUUACGGUGGGCUACGAAUACCCUCACCGUGACCAACUCGUACGUGAGUUCUGGCAGAUGACGCAAACCCAGUUUGGUCAGUUCCUCGGCCAUGUCAGUCACGACUCGGCAGUGCCCGCCCCGUAUCAAGAGGUGGUCGGCAAGCACCUGCUUCAAUUCACAAAGCUACACCUCGAGGUCUGUGAGACGUUGCCGACGGACUUUGCGCUGCUCCCCAACUCUGUAGAGCUUGUGCAUGCAUACUGGGAUCUCGUGGCCAAGUUUGCCGAGGUCUUUGACAAAUCGGGGGGCAUCCAGAUAUCCUCAGCCGGGGGCGAUGGCGGCUCCAAGUCCAAAGUCGAAGGCCCUCUACUCGAACGACUCGCCCUAAAAGGCUUGCUUUUGAUUCGAGGCUGCGUGGCCAUGAUCUGCAGGCCCCUCCAAACUUUCAAAUACAAAAGCCCAGAGGCCAAGCAGGAGCAAGCACAUGCCAAAGAGCUUAUAAAGACCCAGUUGAUCACCGAUCAGUUUGUGACCCAGAUUGUCGACGUGAUCAUCACAAAGUUGUUUAUAUUCCGCAAGGCUGAUCUAGAUGCGUGGGAGGAAGACCCACAGGAGUGGGAGGCCCAGGAACGGGACUCUGGAGAUGCCUGGCAGUGGGAGGUCCGGCCAUGCGCCGAGAGGGUCUUCCUGGACCUACUGAUCCAAUGGAAGGAGCUGCUGGGUCCACCACUGCUCAACUACUUCCAAUCAACGGCCAAGGCCGAUGCAGAUAUUGUCACUAAAGAGGCAGUGUAUACGGCCAUGGGCUGUGCCGCGCCUACGGUGUACAAACUAUUCGACUUUGACACAUUCGUAACGUCUACCGUAGUCCAAGACGUUCAGAUGCAGGGCGAGUUGGCCAAGUUGCUGCGGCGUCGGAUCGCCAUCCUGCUCAGUCAGUGGGUGCCCAUCAACAUAUCCGACGCUACGCGCCCUGUAGUGUUUGAGAUAUACAAGCAUUUGAUGAACCCAGCGGAUCAGCACAACGACCAGGUCGUCAGGAUAACGGCGGCCAGGCAAUUCAAAAAGAUCGCCGAUGACUUUGAGUUCAAGGGUGAAAUCUUUCAACCACACGCGUAUGAAAUCCUCACACGGCUUGUCAGCUUGCUGACCGAGCUGGAACAUGACGACACAAAACUUGCCGUCCUUGAGACUGUACGACUUGUCAUUGAUCGAAUGGAAACGUCGGCUCGGCAAGUGGGCGAUCAGCUCAUUGAUGCUUUACCCAAGCUCUGGGAGCAGGCUGGAGACGAGGCGUACAUGUUGAAGCAGUCCAUUCUCGCCAUCCUAACGGCCCUUGUUAACUCCGUGGGCACGGAUUCACAAAAGUAUCAUCCCUUCAUCGUGCCUUUGAUCUCACAAGCGAUGGAUCCUACUUCAGAGAUAUCAAAAUUCCUCAUUGAGGAAGCAGCAGAAGUAUGGAAGGCGACAGUUGCACAAUGUUCGCCACCCGUAUCACCUGAAUUUAUGCACCUCGAGCUGAAGGCACUGCCGUUUAUAGAGUUCGACAAUGAACUGUCGGUGGAGCUCGUGCAGGUCAUUAAGACAUACGUUCUGCUCGCCCCCGAGAACAUUCUUUCCAAUGAGUUUAGGCGACCAACGCUGCAGGGGCUAGCAACGGCCAUGGAGUCGAAGCAAAAGGAUCAAGUGCACCAUGCUGCCAAAGCAAUCGACUACAUACUACGGGUCGCGCAAGAGCUAGGCGGCUCUGAGGGCUUGACCGUCGUGGUUCAAGACAUGCUGGAGAUUGGGUUCCUGAGAGUGGUUUUGGAGCGAAUACACGAAGCCUGGGAGGCUCGUCAAACGACUGGGCCACAGCGACGCUCACCACAAAUCAGCUCAGUCAAGGAGACGCACUACUUUAGCAUACUGGCACGCAUCGCCCUGGGUGAGCCUCGUGCGUUUGUUCAUCUGGUGACUGCCGCUGGCGACCUGGCAGCGGUCUGGAAAUGGAUGGUCGAUGAAUGGUUUGGCUGCUUUGACAUGAUGGCUGAUGUGGAAAAGCAAAAGCUAUCAUGCUUGGCACUCACAAGACUGUGCGAGCUUGCAGCAGCUGACGGGUCAUCGCCCCUUCGAGACUUGGUGCUGAGCCGUCUACAGGAUUACUUUGCCAUGUGGACCUCUGUCAUAACUGAACUGCUCAAUGAAAACGGACAGGGCGAUUCGUUGGUGUGGGAGGGUAAGCCCGAGGAGUAUGCAAACGACUGGGACACGCCGCAGGAUGUGCGUGAUCGCGCCUUCACCUACCGCGACCAGGUGCAUACCGAGCCGGCCUUUCCUUUUGUCCAAGUGAUACUGCAGGGACUUGUGCAGGCUGUUGGUGGGGAAGCAACAUUUCAAGAGCAGUGGGCCGUCAACGUUGACAAGGACGUCAUUGCAGGGUUCCAGAGUCUAUCGGCGCGUUACACUGGUUCCUGAGGGACCUGCUUCGUACUAGAGCUGACGCGUACCGAUAUGGGCAUUUAAAUGCGAAUGGGAUCACGGGGGAGAUGUCGAUGAUUGGUGAAAGCUAUGAUAAGGAAAGAUUUGGCGACGAUACCCACAAGUACAGUUUACUUGGUUUUGCAAACGGGUCAAGUGUGGAAACUUGUUUCAAUGAGUGAUCCUUGUUGGGUCGAUUCAGAUCAUGAAAAUGUUAACGACAACUCGCUUCAUUCUAUCAAACCACCCACCCCGCUUGAUCUUGAUAUUGGUCCUGCGUACGUUUACCAAUCAAGCAGGUUGUAUUGCCUGGCACUUCUCCGAUUGGUGCGUAUGUGAGGCAAAGCAAAGCAACCUCUGGUCUGUUGCCAGGUUAUCCAAUAUACUCCGUAAUCUGGACGCAGAAAGCCACAAACAGCAACAUGAAGGUUUUGUUGGUGCGCGCGCGAGUGUGUGUGUGUGUGUGUGUGUAGUGAAUAUGCAAGAAGAUUCGGUCGUCAAACAUUUCCCUUGUGGGAUUAGAAACUCCACAUCAAUCAGGACAAGCAGAACGAUUUUCCCGAAAAUCCCCCCGAUUUAGUUCAGCGAUUUCAGGAAUCCAUGUAGGUUCGGCCCAAGGCGAGGGGAAACGCAGCCCUGUUUUCUUGGAAAGAGUCUGGAAACUAAGAGACUGGCGCGGAGUAUGCUCUUGUGUGCAUAUCUCAUUUACGUUUGAGCCUUUUUGAGGGGUGGUGGUGGGUGGGGCUUUUUGUUCAAUAUAAACAACCUAGUCUAGAGACAAG
This is a messenger RNA of Pyricularia oryzae 70-15, 4110 nucleotides long. RefSeq lists its product as uncharacterized. Gene Ontology annotation, cellular component: cytosol; nuclear envelope. The record is from RefSeq and is a predicted model, not a curated record. Bases 176 to 3325 code for a protein of 1049 amino acids. Gene Ontology annotation, molecular function: small GTPase binding. Gene Ontology annotation, biological process: protein import into nucleus. The transcript has 2 exons. NCBI's taxonomy places the organism in Eukaryota, Fungi, Ascomycota, Sordariomycetes, Magnaporthales, Pyriculariaceae.